Mya arenaria is the source of this 609-nucleotide messenger RNA. Its product is annotated as MAM domain-containing glycosylphosphatidylinositol anchor protein 1-like. The transcript has 4 exons. The record is from RefSeq and is a predicted model, not a curated record. The coding region runs from base 3 to 527 and encodes 174 amino acids. Gene Ontology annotation, cellular component: membrane. Lineage: Eukaryota; Metazoa; Mollusca; Bivalvia; Myida; Myidae.
AUAUGCCAACGACACCUGUUUCUGCUACUGUAGCUCCAACGCUGGCUGCGGACGAGUGCACUUUCCAGGACAACAUGUGUCAAUGGAACAACUCUGUCUUUGACACGAUGCAGUGGCAACGUCACAAGGGUACGACCCCCACUCCGCAUACCGGACCCCUGGCUGACCAUGACAACAACCCAAACAAUUACUAUCUAUUCCUUGAGUCUUCCGAUCACCUCAACAAAGUGGCCAGGUUGGAUUCCAGGCAGUUCCCAGGUGGAGACUAUUGCAUUGACUUUUACUACUAUAUGUAUGGCUCUGGCAUUGCAAACUUGGUCUUUAAUGUGUUGGCUGGGAACACAACAUAUCACUUAAAGACAUGGUCAGGUGACAAAGGUGAACGCUGGUAUCACCACAGAAUAAACACACACAUCCGGAACAGCAGCACCAUCAAGUUUGAGUUCGAAGGUCACACUGGCAGCAGUAUCUAUUCCGAUAUGGCCAUUGAUGAUAUCACCAUAAACCUUGGAAACUGUACAUUCUAGUGGAGAAAAUAUAAUGCAGCAUAAACAUAAAUGUUGAAAAUAACAUUACACAUACAUUGUAGAUAAAUUGAACAGUUGUGAA